CAGUAACGUGCAACAUCGAUGCGAACAGAAGGGGAGGGGGGGAGGGGGGGGACGGUCGCGAGAACGGAGGAGGAACGCGCUAAAGGAGAUCACCCGAGGAGCCCGAGAAGCCGGACACUUUUUAUUCCCGCGACGAACGCGAAGGCCCGUCAGUGUCGAAUAGCUUCUUCAGGCGUGCACAACACAACAGCUCACCCGCUCUACUUGGGAACGCACACACAAAUAACGAGCCAAACGCGCACCAUCAGCGAGUCCCUUACUGAACGGAAACGGAAACUCACCAACAAGCAAAUACUUGUGCCCUAUUUGGUGUGUUGGUAGUUCGAACAGAAGCAUUCAAGGCAAGCAGAUACAGUGUCAACAAUCUGCUAGCAUCUUCCUAGUGUAUCCUAGCUUCUAUCACAAGCGAGAGAGAGGGCGAGAGAGCAUUACACCAAAAAAGAAGCUUUUGUUUAGGUUCAAGGAAACCAACCGUAUCGUAAACAAGGAUUCCAGCGGCUAGAAGCACGCUUCAUCCUCAACAGCAUCCUCCCGUACAUCAACAACAACAACACAGUAUCAAGAUGGUCCUGCGGAGCAAGAACCUGGUCCGGUACGUGUUCCAGAACCAGCACAAGCUGAUCCAGCAGCUGCUCGUACAGGGUGGCCCGGUGCGUGCGUGCAGCGGGCACGGCGCUACGCAGCAGCAGGCCCAGCUGCGUGUGGAGGAGGACGACAACUUCCCGAAGAUUGCCGAGGUGCCACCGCUAGCGGCACCGUUCCCGAUGACGCUCGAGCAUGCGGCCGACGUUGGAGAACAGUUCAAGUAUUCCGAUCUCAGCGUGCGUCUGGCAGCGCCCCACCAGCUAAACCCCAAGCCGGACGUUGACGAUCUAGCGUUCGGGAAGUACUUCACCGAUCACAUGCUGAAGGUGCCGUACCACCGUAGACUGGGCGGUUGGCAAAAGCCAGAAAUUACGCCCAUGGAAAACCUCAACCUGCACCCGGCAGCCAAGGUGUUCCACUACGCAAUUGAGCUUUUCGAAGGUAUGAAGGCGUACCGUGGCUACGACGGCAAGAUUCGUCUAUUCCGACCGGAAAUGAACAUGGCACGCAUGAACGUUACCGCCUACCGGUCCGGACUGCCCACGUUCGAGGGUGAGGAGCUAAUCAAAGCGAUGGCCCGGUUGGUCCUGAUCGAUUCCGAAUGGGUACCGCACACCGAAUCUGCCAGUCUCUACAUCCGCCCGACCCUGAUCGGUAUUGAGCCUACGCUAGGCGUUGCCUCGUCCGAUUCUGCCCUGCUCUACACCAUCCUAUCCCCUGUCGGACCUUACUUUAAGCCCGGUGCCAAGGGACUGAAGCUGUACGCAGAGCCCAAGUACACGCGUGCCUGGCCCGGAGGUGUCGGUGACCGUAAGGUGGGCUCCAACUACGGACCUACGAUCCACGUACAGCAGGAAGCGUUGCGAAACGGUUGCCACCAGGUACUGUGGCUGUACGGUGACGAUCACCAGCUAACGGAAGUAGGCGUCAUGAACAUCUUCAUGCUGUACAUGAAGGAGAACGGAGAGCGUGAACUACUAACGCCACCACUGAACGGUCUCAUCCUGCCCGGCAUUACGCGCGACUCCAUCAUCCGCCUGUGUCAUCAGUGGGGCGAGUUUUCCGUCCGCGAGCAAAAGUUCACCAUGCCGGAAAUUAAGAAGCUCUCUAAAGAGGGACGGUUACUGGAACUGUUUGGCGCUGGUACGGCGGCCGUCAUCAGCCCGAUCGAGCAAAUCUCGUACAUGGGCGAAGACAUCUACGUGCCCACGGAAAGCCACGACAAUCCGCUGUACCGACGGUUGUACAACACCCUCACCGACAUCCAGUACGGCAAGCUGGAACAUCCGUGGGCCUAUGUCAUAGACUAAGGUGUCGUCCUAUGGUUGGUUGUACGUCCGCGCCAUAGCUUGUAUUUAUACCCAACAGCAGUCGCAGGUGUUUGCCCAUUCCUUCUUCACCUUCCGCUAUCCCUGUUACCUUCACCUCCAAACUCCCAGAACGACCACCAUUCCAUGUGCUGCAAAGCUACGUUACCUAAACUAUCCCGUUGGGUUGUAGAAUUUAUUCGUGGAGCCUCUCUCAUGCGUAUACCCCACACACAUACACUGUGUGCUUCCCCUGUCAGCUCAUCCUACCUCCUUCCAAAAUCCAGGUCAAACCUGCCACCCGUAGAGCGUUGGGCUCUGUAUACGGUUGUUAGUUUCAAAGUGCUGCAAAAUUACUUGUGAUAGCGACGUGUUAAAAAGAGAGAAAGAGAGCUCAUUCCUUUGCUAAGGUAGGUACGAUAUGGCUAGGGUAUACUGUCCGCGAUAUCGUACCGUAAAUGCCUUAGAUGUAGUCUCUAGGUUAGAUGGUUAGGACGUAAGCAGUAAGCGCCACCGGGCGUACACCAUGCAAGUGUACUGCCAACCUCUCCCGAGCGCAUCCGUGAAGGCAUCAGGAUGUUUUGUAUUUUGUUGGUUCACUGUCCAGGAUUCUUCUUUUCCAAUCCAUCAUUGGUCGCCCCAAAAGUGUGGCGCUAGUGUACCGCGACGAGUGAGAUCAUCCCGAUGCCAACGGAAAGCAGCCGACAAAAGCAGUGAAAGGCGAUAGAUAGAUACAUUCGGUUUUUGUUUAUUGGCUGGAAAAGUGCAUUUACUAGUGCUGUAAGGUAGGGUUCUCUAUUUCCUUUAUUUUUUGUUGUUGUAUUUAUAUGUAUACAGUACGUGCCUUGCAUAAACUUUCCUCGUACAGCCCAAAGCAUCAGCAUUCGCGAAACCCUAGCAAGAACCCGUUGAUACGUUGGCGCUUGUUUUGGGAGCUGUGGCACAGUAAAAACGGCCUCUGCGUACAAAACACCUUCACACAAGCAAUAGCACCACAACGUUUCUCAUGUGACGUAUUAGACGUUCUUUAUCUGUCUCGCGAACCUGCGUUGAAAGUAAGGCGAGCGAUUUGUACGAUCGUGUACCCGGAAGACUCACCCGUACGCUGGCCGGAAUAUAUGGUUUUCUCUUGUGAUAGGGCCUUUCUUAGGUAUUUUUUUUUUAAUUUUAGGAUUUUGUUUUUCUCGUCUCGUCUUAGUGGUGUCCAUCUACGCACCUCCCCCAUUAGCCGUAGUAAUAAACAGAUUUUAUUUUUCUUGCUUAGAAAAGAAAUUUGUCGUACAAAGGAAGAAGAAAAGUGCAUUUCCCGAAUAGUUGGUUCUUUUGUACAUAUAGCGAGCAAGAACCAAUAGCUUGCCGGUUUGACGGUUGGCAGCAUGGAGCGCGAACAGUGUGCCACGUGCUCAUCGUAACCGGUGACGAUGGAAACAGUGUUGUGAACCAUGGUCCAGCCAGGCCAGGCCAGUCAGGUCCAGCCAUGACCGCACAUGCCCCCCCACGUUCUGUAGGUCGUUAUGUGCGGGUCGGGCUGGAUCGAGCAGCCGCCGCUAUACCGCAAGCAUAAGAAUAUUCCAUAGGAUUAGCGUCUAGUGUUUUACAUCGCAAGUGUUAUGAAUCACUGUACGGUAUAGUGUUUUAAAAAGCAAACAGAAAAUGAUAAAUAAAUUGAUCAUGUGUUGUAUACCGCUA
This is a messenger RNA of Anopheles stephensi (Asian malaria mosquito), 3581 nucleotides long. It is a transcript of the gene Bcat, whose product is annotated as branched-chain-amino-acid aminotransferase, cytosolic. Gene Ontology annotation, cellular component: mitochondrion. The record is from RefSeq and is a predicted model, not a curated record. Gene Ontology annotation, biological process: L-valine biosynthetic process; L-leucine biosynthetic process. Bases 564 to 1895 code for a protein of 443 amino acids. Gene Ontology annotation, molecular function: branched-chain-amino-acid:2-oxoglutarate transaminase activity. Lineage: Eukaryota; Metazoa; Arthropoda; Insecta; Diptera; Culicidae. The transcript is spliced from 8 exons.